ACUCUGCAUGCAGCUAACAUGGUCUGGUAUUUCAGCAUUGACUUGGAAAGUGAACAGAUAUCAGCUAACAGGUUUCAAGAUAAUGAUGAGCUGCGCUACUCUCUUAGGUCUAUAGAACUGCAUGCCCCCUGGGUCCGCCAUAUCUAUAUUAUCACCAAUGGUCAGAUACCAUCCUGGCUAGACUUAGAAAACCCACGGGUCACUCUGGUCACACAUCAGGAGAUCUUCCCCAACCAGUCCCACCUGCCCACAUACAGUUCUCCAGCCAUUGAAGUCCACCUUCAUCGUAUACCUGGGCUAUCAGACAAGUUUAUAUACAUGAAUGAUGAUGUGAUGUUUGGAAAGGAUGUCUGGCCUGAUGAUUUUUACACUCAUGCUGGAGGACAGAAGGUAUAUCUGACAUGGCCAGUACCAAAUUGUCAGGAGGGUUGUCCUAACACCUGGAUCAGAGAUGGUUACUGUGACAAAGCUUGUAACUCAUCAGAAUGUGAUUGGGAUGGAGGAGAUUGUACAGGUGGAAAUACACAAGUUGGUUCUAAUAACUUUGGUGCACAAUUUCCCCAAAACAGCUUUGAUUCUUCAGAAGAAUUGUACUGCAACUCUGGGUGUGCUAACAACUGGGUGGCAGACAGGUAUUGUGACCAGGCCUGCAAUGUGCUCAGCUGUGGCUUUGAUGCUGGAGACUGCGGCAAUGCUAACUUCAAUCAACUCCACAAGGUGGACAUUCUGCCAAGACAGCACCACUACAGGCUCCCUGGAGGAUUUCUGGUCUACUACUUUAACCUGACAGCCAUAUUCCCAAUGGAUGCCUCUGGUAUCAGGAAAGCAGAAUACGAGAAGCACAAGGUCAUCAGAACAGCUGCUGUAUCCAACAAGUACAAAACCAUGACACUGCUGCUGUAUUCAAAGCACAAUGAUACAGAAUUGAAUUUCAAGAUUGCUGGCAGGGUGGGAUUGAACCACACUAUUGAAUUUGAGUUUAAUGUGACUGUAAAUACUUGGCCAUUGCCCACAAAAAAGGCUGCCAUAGACUCUACAUCUGUGAAUGUUACUAGCAGUAAGGAUGCAAGCAAUGACACUGUCAAAAUGGAAGAAAAUGUCACUGAGGCCCCUUUUAGCUUCACUGAUGUGCCAAAGGAAAUAAGGAGUGCUUUCCCAGUCCAGAGGACAUUGGAGUUAGAUCUGGACAGGUACCAGGUCAUGAACAUAUCAAACCUACAGCUCUCAGGAGAAGUUAUGGUUCUACUAAAACAGCUGCAGGAGAGUUUUAAACAAGAAUUUAGCCUGCACUCUUAA
Messenger RNA from Lingula anatina, 1296 nucleotides. Its product is annotated as N-acetylglucosamine-1-phosphotransferase subunits alpha/beta. NCBI's taxonomy places the organism in Eukaryota, Metazoa, Brachiopoda, Lingulata, Lingulida, Lingulidae. Gene Ontology annotation, cellular component: Golgi apparatus. Gene Ontology annotation, biological process: N-glycan processing to lysosome; carbohydrate phosphorylation. Gene Ontology annotation, molecular function: UDP-N-acetylglucosamine-lysosomal-enzyme N-acetylglucosaminephosphotransferase activity. The record is from RefSeq and is a predicted model, not a curated record.